CUUUGUUCUCAAACAUGGCGGAGUGGCAAGAGGUUUUGAUAAAUCUGAUGCGAGAAAAACCAAUUUUGUAUGAUAAAAGUCACCCGGAUUAUAAGGACUCGAGGAACAAGAAAAGAAAUCACUGGCAAGAUGUUUUAGAUGAAUUUAAUAAAAUUACGGACUUGGCGUGGGAUAUGUCGUCUUAAAGAUCUUGUUCUAAGGAUUACAAAUAUGUUUUUAUUAUCCUGGCCCAAAUUCGUGGAGCAAUACACAGAAUAUCUCUUUUUUAUGAAUCAUGGUAAUCAGAAGAGGCAAAUAGAAAGAAGCAAAAAGGAGAAACUUCAACGAGAACAGGUUUGCAAUUUAAAUACAUGUUUUUGUAUUUUGUUGGACAUGGAUGUCUUUAUCGUUCGCAACUUUUUAGCAAGUUGUAAAGCAAGAACAAAUGAAAUGAAACAUAUGCAAUGAGGUGGGGCACGCCCCUGAUGAGUGCCCUACGAAGAAAAAAUGCGGUGGACGAGGAAGUGCGAGAGGCUGCAGCGGACGGUGUGGUCGUCACUAAUGUCGUGGCCCGGCGGAUGGCGUGGACGUGGACGUGGCCAAGGGCGUAGAUGUGGCUUAGGGCGUGGCCAAGUUGUCAUAAACAUUUUUACAAGGUAAAACGAUUUUCAUUGAAAAUAUACCAAAUGGAAAAGGAAUAAAAAUUCACUUGAUUAAUUAAGUAGUAAAGUGUACAAAAAACUUUUUAAACGAUAUUCGCGCAGAGUAAAACGAAAACAUUCUGAUUCUGAAACUAUUCGAUCAUUCAAAAAUAAAACUUAUUUCAAAACUAUGCAAAAAAUAAAUAUGAUUUCCUUUUGUUCUCUUACAUUGUUCUUGCCAUCUUUUGCAGGGAGUUAAGACAUUAGCAAUCAAAAAAAAAGUUAAGAAAAAAAUCUCUAAAAUAUAUAUAUAUAUUCUGAAAAACAUCUUUCUUUGUCCAAUCAUUAUUACCAACAACUAUUCAUUA
Messenger RNA from Xenia sp. Carnegie-2017, 988 nucleotides. RefSeq lists its product as uncharacterized. Lineage: Eukaryota; Metazoa; Cnidaria; Anthozoa; Malacalcyonacea; Xeniidae. The transcript has 4 exons. The record is from RefSeq and is a predicted model, not a curated record. Bases 139 to 447 code for a protein of 102 amino acids.